Messenger RNA from Panicum virgatum (switchgrass), 1628 nucleotides. Its product is annotated as G-type lectin S-receptor-like serine/threonine-protein kinase At1g34300. The record is from RefSeq and is a predicted model, not a curated record. Lineage: Eukaryota; Viridiplantae; Streptophyta; Magnoliopsida; Poales; Poaceae. Gene Ontology annotation, biological process: recognition of pollen. The coding region runs from base 108 to 1385 and encodes 425 amino acids. The transcript has a single exon.
AGAGAAGAGAAGACGCCAUGGCAAUGGGAGAGGGAGGUGCUUUUUGCUGCCUUGAGUAGUUCUCUUCUCUUAUCUCUGCCGCUGCAAUAGCCCGGGUCGCUGAAAAGAUGAGAACUUUGCAGCAACAUCCCGGGGACCUUGCUCUCCUCUGCUGCUUCUUACUCCUCCCCCCGCUGCUGUCCCAUGGCGCGGACAUCCCGCUGGGGUCCACCCUCUCGCCGCGCAACUCGGCGUCGUGGUCGUCACCCAACAACACCUUCUCGAUCUUGUUCACGCCAUCCCCGACCGCCCCGUCGCACUUCGUCGCCGCCAUCACCUACGCCGGCGGCGUCCCCGUCUGGUCCGCGGGCGCCGGCGCCGCCAUUGACUCCAGGGGCUCGCUCCGCCUCACGUCCAACGGCGACCUCCAGCUCGUCAACGGAUCCGGGGCCGUGCUCUGGUCGUCCAACACCGGCGGCCAGGGCGUCGCCGCCGCGGCCGUCCAGGAGAGCGGCAACCUCGUGCUCAAGAACUCGACGGCCAUCCUAUGGCAGUCGUUCGACCACCCUACGGACACGGUGGUCAUGUCGCAGAACUUCACCUCGGGGAUGAACCUCACCUCCGGCCGCUACGUCUUCGCCGUCGACAAGAGCUCCGGCAACCUCACGCUCAGGUGGACCAGCAGCGCCAACACCGUCACCUACUUCAACGAGGGCUACUACACCACGCCCUCCACCCGGAGCAAGACGCUGAGCUCGCCGACGCUCACGAUGCAGACCAACGGCAUCGUGUCGCUGACCGACGGGCAGCUGGCGUCCCCGGUGGUGGUGGCGUACAGCAGCAACUACGGCGAGAGCGGCGACAUGAUGCGGUUCGUGCGGCUGGACGCGGACGGCAACUUCCGCGCCUACAGCGCGGCGCGCGGCAGCGGCGCGGCGACGGAGCAGUGGUCGGCGGUGGCGGACCAGUGCCAGGUGUUCGGCUACUGCGGCAACAUGGGCGUGUGCAGCUACAACGGCACGUCGCCGGUGUGCGGGUGCCCGUCGCGGAACUUCGAGCUGAGCAACCCCGUCAACCCCCGCGACGGCUGCAGGCGCACGGUCGACCUCCAGAGCUGCCCCGGCAACUCCACCAUGCUCCAGCUCGACCACACACAGUUCCUCACCUACCCGCCGGAGGCCAUCACCACCGAGACGUUCUUCGUCGGGAUCACCGCCUGCCGGCUCAAUUGUCUGGCCGGCCGGUCCUGCGUGGCGUCCACCGCGCUCUCCGACGGGUCGGGCCAAUGCUUCCUCAAGGUCUCCAACUUCGUGAGCGCUUACCAGUCGCCCGCGCUGCCGAGCACGUCCUUCGUCAAGGUGUGCUUCCCCGGGAUACCCAACCCGCCAUCGCCGCCGUCUCGCUGAGCUUCAAAUCCUGAAGAGAGCACCGAUAUAAAUAACGGGAGUGACUGAGCAUCGAUCUGCGUGUUUUAGGGCUCCCAACACAUAAUUUUCCAUCCGUCCAUCUUUGAGAUCUAUGGCUCAGAUUAGAUAUACCAUUGUACUAGAAUAACAUUCAGGUGUUAUAAGGUGUCACUGACACGGGCACCCUAUUUUUUACACUGUCAUUAAUUAAUAAAAAAUUUACACGUGACAUGUUACACGUAA